Wallemia ichthyophaga EXF-994 is the source of this 3096-nucleotide messenger RNA. RefSeq names its product WD repeat-containing protein 48. Gene Ontology annotation, molecular function: ubiquitin binding. The coding region runs from base 1 to 3096 and encodes 1031 amino acids. The record is from RefSeq and is a predicted model, not a curated record. NCBI's taxonomy places the organism in Eukaryota, Fungi, Basidiomycota, Wallemiomycetes, Wallemiales, Wallemiaceae. The transcript has 4 exons. Gene Ontology annotation, biological process: double-strand break repair via homologous recombination; protein deubiquitination.
AUGCCGAGUUCAAGCAGCAAUCAGAAGCGACUGACGUAUGUUCUGAAAGAAAACAGCAGCAAAUACCUAUUGGGUGUACCUGAAGCCAACGCAAGAAUCAACAGAACGUUCCCGCUAUAUACCCACCUCGAUACGCUUGAUAAUGGAAUAGAGUCUUCUACCACAGCGCUCGACAAGGAGGACCACCCAAAGCACUCACUGGGCGUCACAACGCUUGCACUGGAUACGGCCACUCAGCUUUCUGGAAAAUCAAGCCCUGAGGGUAUCUUGUAUACGUCAGGCAAAGACGGACUUGUCGCAAGUUGGCAAUUGGGACUCCAGACGAGAAAGAGGAGCGUAAAGUACGGCACAAAUGAUGAGCCUGUUAAGCACUUUGAGGAAAGCUAUCAACUCGACGCUCAGCCGAUAGAUCAGCCAAUUUUCAGACAAUGUGUACAGACGCACACAGACCAUUGCAACGAUAUUAUACUCGCCAAGCAGAAUCAGGUUCUGGUUUCCGCGUCGAGUGAUAGGACGGUUAAGGCAUGGAGACCUCAUGCGGAAGAUAAUCACAUGCCGGCUGUGGUUGGCACCCACGGCGACUACGUUAGAGUUCUUUCAUACGCCCGCGAUCGCUCUUGGAUUGCCUCAGGUGGAUUAGAUAGAUGUGCCAAAUUAUGGGAUUUAAAUGAGGAUCGCAACGAUGCUGUAAUCUCUAUACCAACUGAGCAGUCAAUCUAUUCGAUUGCUACUAAUCAUUCAGCUGGACUGCUGCUCACAGGCACACCUUCACGAGUCGUCAAUGUCUGGGAUCCACGGUCCUCUAAGCCGAUUAACAGUUUGGCUGGACACAGUGACAAUGUGCGCUCGCUGCUUCUAUCAGAAGACUCUACGAAAGCUCUUUCCGCAAGCUCAGACUCUAAUAUCAAAUUGUGGGAUCUUAGACAAAUGGCAUGCAUCAAUACAUUUGGUCACCACAGAGACAGCGUAUGGAGUCUAUUUUCGCAAGAUCCUUACCUCAAAACUUUCUAUUCCGGAGAUAGAAGUGGUAGAAUUACUAAAAUGGUGGGCGAGGACGUCAAGGAGGUCGCAACGGCCAGACAUGGUGUUACGAAGCUUAUAGCGAGCGAUAACAACUUUGUUUUUAGUGCUAGCGCAGGCAGUAGCAAUGUGAGCAUCUGGAGUGAUGUUGAUCAACAGCAGCAAGAUGAGGAUGCCACACCGAAAUUAUCAAUCCAACCACCACCUACUAGCCGUCCAGAAAGCUCAUCAUUGAAGCAGAGCUCGUCAUCAUCGAUCAGUUCAAGAAUAUCUAGGUCAUCUCUUAACGUAGAACCACUGGCAAUAAUCAAAGGUCGACAUGGUAUCAUCAGAGCGCUAAUGCUGAACAACCGCAGACAUGUUCUCACUAUUAACACUCACCGACAUGUAUCUCUAUGGGAUAUAGUUAGGUGUGUAUGCGUUGGUCAGUACACCGAUGAAGUUAUUGAUUCUAUUCUCGAUGAGGCCACCGAUGGUAGUAGCACGCUAACUAGUCAAGACAUUUUGGAGAAAGUCAGAGAGAAGAUCGAAGGCCAAGCUGUAACCAACGCCUGGAACAGCAUUGACUGUCAGACUGGUUCACUUACAAUCCAUCUCGACGAGAGCAGGUGUUUCGACGGUGAAGCAUAUCUCGAUGAGCUUGGUAUUGAGGGUGUUAAAAUAAACGACGAAAACAAAGAUAAACGAGUAAAUCUAGCAAAUUUAGUACUCACCAAUCUUUUACGCCAUUUCAUAGAGUAUGAGAAGAGGCACAUCGGUGAAGAGUCUUCAGGAACUGAAGUUGCUUCUUCAGACAAGCCUUAUGUUAACCAGAAUGCUAGCGGUGGAUACGGAACGCCGACGCUUGGUACACCUGGUCUCGAGACACCCCAGAUUGGUAUAUCGAGGCAGCUGGCAACUCCACCUGCGACGCCUGCACUACCACCACCUGCUUUGGCCGAACCACCACCUAGUACGUCGCUAAGCGAUCGUACUCCAACAAGUCAGACGAAGAGUGACUACUUUAGUCUUGAUACUACUAUGCAGCAACACCCAAAUGGGGAAAGUACUGCGUUUCGGGAUGUUACCUUUAAUAGGCCGACUUUGGGACUGAUGCCGACGCCUGGACAUUCCGGAGCACCAACACCUGCCCCUGCAUUUGCAUCUGCAUCUGUAUCUGAUAACGAAAGCUUUUCUAAUGCUGAGGACGAUAACAACCCGGGAGCACCACAAUCGCAGUCUCAGCCCGUAUCACACAGUAAUUCACCCAGCAAAUUGAAAGUCUCGACUUCUAGUAGCUCGAGUAGUCUCAAACCACAAGAAAGCAGCUCGCAGGGCGGCUCACCUACGCUUUCGGCAUCUCCGUCAAGUAGUAGACUAGGUGGUCUAAUGGGCAGGAUGCUGAUAUCGAAUGCUCGUUCGAAAGAGAAGAAGGAAGCUGCAAAUGUAAAGAAAGAGGAGAGUAGUCCAGUGAUAGCACCCACACCACAAACCACUCAACCGCAAAGUCAAGUGACUAUUAUGCAGAGUAUAAAAGGAAGAUUCAAUCCUGCGUCUAAGAGCGACGUACCUGAUAUCACACUCCACGAUAAUAUACCAAUUGUCGUCAGCGAAGAAAGUCACGAUACUGAGGCGUUUGUGAGUGUAUACAGAGGGUUAGUUGGCACUACUGGAGAUAGUAAUGAUGUAAAGCACCUCGAAAAGACACUGCCUGAGUGGGUUCUGGAGAUGGUACUGUGCAACAAUGUUUACAAAGACCCGCGUACGCCCAAGGCUACAUUCUGGCUCGAGAGACAUCCAGGGGAGACUGAGUUAGGCGAUUUACCAGAGAGCGGAAACAGACUGAAUGCAAGCAGAUUCUUGAGAACGAGGAAAUUAAUGAACUAUGUCAAAGAGAAACUCCCACAAGAUAAGUCCGUUGCGAAAGAUGUAGCAGUCGAAGGAGAAUUGGAACUGAUAUGCAAUAACGUCCCAUUAGACGUUACACUGACACUUGGAACAAUCAAGCAGUUUAUAUGGCAGCCCAAGAGGAAUGAAAACCCAGACGACGACAGUUUGAUAGAUCCAGUGAUAUAUUAUAAAAAAAGACAAAUAUAA